This is a messenger RNA of Ornithodoros turicata, 2782 nucleotides long. RefSeq names its product E3 ubiquitin-protein ligase KCMF1-like (gene Kcmf1). Gene Ontology annotation, cellular component: plasma membrane. Gene Ontology annotation, biological process: synaptic signaling. The transcript is spliced from 7 exons. Gene Ontology annotation, molecular function: zinc ion binding. The record is from RefSeq and is a predicted model, not a curated record. The coding region runs from base 208 to 1593 and encodes 461 amino acids. Lineage: Eukaryota; Metazoa; Arthropoda; Arachnida; Ixodida; Argasidae.
GCUCUAGCUUGCGUGACGUCAGCAUACCCGAGAACGCCGGAUAGACUGCGUACCUUCGGUCGGAUUCCGCAAUUUUGUUAGGUAUUUGUAUUAUAGAAACAGUAUAAAUGUUAAUAACGUAAACGCUGAUUUCAUGUAGGAAGGGAAAGUUGUAGUGUUCACCUUAUUUAGAAGGGAACUUUAGCCCCCACUCGAAGUAUUUCUAGGAUGUCUCGACACGAAGGAGUAAGCUGUGACUCCUGCUUGAAAGCAAAUUUUAGGGGCAAGCGGUACAAGUGUCUUAUUUGUUACGAUUAUGACCUUUGUGCCACAUGCUAUGAAGCAGGAGCGACAAAUACGAGGCACACUCCUGACCACCCAAUGCAGUGCAUUCUUACUCGAUCGGAUUUCGAUUUGUACUAUGGUGGCGAAGCAGUUUCGGUAGAACAGCCCCAGUCGUUUACGUGUCCUAUCUGUGGCAAGAUGGGUUUCACUGAAGCAACGCUUCAAGAGCAUGUUACCUCAGAACACACAGAUACGUCUUUUGAAGUUGUGUGCCCUGUAUGUGCUGCACUACCUGGUGGGGAACCAAACCAUGUUACUGAAGACUUUGCUGCGCAUCUUAGUUUAGAACACAGGAGUUCUAGAGAUCUUGAUGAGCCUUCAGGAUCACGCCAUGUAAGACGGAUACCACAUCCUGCGGGCCGAGGCAUGAGUAGUGCUCGUGCCAGGCGCUCGCAGAUGCAAUUUUCUUCGACAGGUGGCCUGUCGGCUCUUUCUCCUAGUAAUCGGGAAUCUAUGGAUCCCAUUGCAGAACUUCUUUCGCAACUGUCAGGAGUUCGACGGACAGCUACUCUUGCUCAGUCAAACACGUCGUCCCAAAUCCAGCAACUGCAAAUGCAACUACAGUUGGAACGGCAGCAGGCCCAAGCCGCACGGCAGCACCUUGAACGCCUUCCGCGCCGACAGGCUCAUCUAGGCAGUACAGGUGCUGCCACGGGUGCUGCCUCUACUGGUAGCCAUGCUCACUACGCCAUGGUCCUCGAGACCACCCCUAGUCCAGCUGCAGCAACUUCAUCUCCUUCUGCUUCCCAGUUCUUAUUGUCAAGAUACACAGAGCCCAGUCUACCAGAUGCUGAUCAACAGGCACUGGAAGUGGAACGAGCCGACCGAAGUCUGUUUGCCCAAGAAAUGCUGCUGACAACCCUCGCAGAAAAGCUACAGGUAGCCGCAAACGGCUGUGCGGCCAAGGAGUCGAGCCAAAGUGAGACGCUGGGCAGCCGAGACGAGUCUGAUAGGGGCAACAGUGCUGCAACUCCUCAGCAGAAGUCAAACCCACAGCAGCUGCUGCACGCUUCUUUGCAGCAGCAGCAGCAGCAGGCCAAAAGCACAGCAGGGGCUCGCAAAUCGCCAGCCCCAUCAAAAGGACAGCCUCCUCGUAAUGGUCCUGCAGGUCCUCGAGGAGGAAGUAGCAACGGGCAGCCGGGUGCUGCGAGAGUGCCUUCGAGGGACGGGGUGGUGGGUAGGGGUAGGCCGUCGUCGCCCACGCGCAGGAAGGUGCUGCGCCUUUUGGAUGAAAGGAACAAGUCGAGCGAACCCCCGCCGCCCCAUUGAGGGCCAAACUCUACUAGGUGAACAAACCCGCUCCCCCUUUCCCCACUCCAAAAGCAUUUCCCCAUUUUUUGGUCACGUUUAACUCUCCCUCUGCUUUAGUAGAAAGACUGCUCCGCCGUUGGAAGUGACAUUUGGUAUGUGCUGCGCAAUUAAUUUAAGUCAUGGGAUGGAAAUAAAGUUUGAUGCAGGAAGCAAAGGCAGCAUCUGUCGGGCAUGCCAGGCUUUACUUUUGUGGAAUCGGCUAUUUGUGAGUGGCGGACAUCUGUAAUGGCGUUGCCACCCGUCGAGUGUUAUUUAAAAGUUAUACAAAAACCUUUCUACGUCUAUCUGGCUUCAAUUUGUGCAGUUGUAAACCUGGCUCUGUGUGAACACUGCUACUGUGUAGUCUGCCCACCCGUAACGACCAGCAACGGGACACUGACGUGUCGCAUGCGUGACGAGAUUGUGUACAUAGUGACGGAAAGCUCGGUUGCCUACACAAACACCCGUUAGCAUGGAAAAGAAGUUUCCUGUGUGCAUGUGUGUGUAUGGGUGCGUGUGUGUGUUGAGGCCUUUUUUUUUUCUUGAAAGGUGUGCAGGUAAUAUUUAAGACACUUUCACACUGCUUGAAAAUGUUUAUCUUAAGCCUAGUCUUAUUUAAGGGAUGUGCAUUUCCAGGAACUUUGUUUUUCUAUGCGUUGCAGGGCUGUGCGAUUAUUCGGGUAUUUGGAAUACCGAAGCGAAUAAUUGUACGUCCAAAUUCUGAUUUGAAUAUGGAAUUCUAUGUUCAAAUUUCAAGUUGAAAAGAUGUCUCCUCCAAACCAGAUCUCUGAAUAAAUUUGAAGCUGAACUCAAUUUUUUUUUUUUUCUGUUCACUUUGCACGACUAUUCGCUUCGUAUUCAGUUCGCUUUUAAAAUUACUGUUUGCGCAGCCCUAAUGCAUUGCUGACAUUAGUUAUGGUGAUGACAAAUGUGAAUAUUAGUGUUUAUUCCCUAUGGACUUGUUUCUAGCGUUUGGGCAGAAAUGAUGGCAAGUGGGCCAUGUAUUUGCUAAAAUUUCUCACUGUUUUACACAUUUAGAAUGGAUAUGACAAUUUGCCUGAAGGUGUUUUGAAUUUCCUUCGCAAAAUCCACUGCUGUACUAGAACAAAAUGUAAACACGAUGGGCAAAAUAAUAAAAGUUUGAUGCCGUCUUAGAGGGCUUUCUUGG